Molecule: messenger RNA, 1439 nt
Organism: Drosophila ananassae
Lineage: Eukaryota; Metazoa; Arthropoda; Insecta; Diptera; Drosophilidae
Product: glutenin, high molecular weight subunit PW212
Exons: 4
Coding region: 203-1150 (315 amino acids)
Source: RefSeq, a predicted model, not a curated record
GGCCCUAGAGCCCUCAUUCGUAGUCUGUAAACCGUCCCAACCAGAACAUUGGUUAAAAUAGAAAAUCAAAAAAAAUAAAAAAAAUCCCCAAAUCUAUAAUUAACCAGCAAAAUUACCAGUCAUAGCUAUUGAGCCAAAUUCUCAGCAGAAGAAAAUUUUCAAACCCUUUCGGAGUUCUACGAAUUUUCCCAGUUAGAAGACAAUGAAUUUUUGCUCGGUACCGUACGAGGCGGACUACGGCAUGUAUGCCGAUGGAAAGAUGAAGAACAUGUCCCAGUACCCGACCAUGACGAUGAACCCGGGCCAGGGCCAGGCCGUGCAGCCCCUCAACCCGCCCUCGAUGAACCUGCAGAUGUCCGGAAUGGCGUCGCCGCAGCAGAUGCCCUCCUACCCGAUGGCGGGCAUGCCUGGCAUGCCGCUGGGCAUGACGCCCAUGUCCACGAUGUCCCAGCUGCCGAUCGGGGCGGUCACUCCGCUGAGCAGCAUGACGAUGAUGCCCAUGAACCUGGGCAACCCGAUGGGCUCCAUCGAUGCCCCGGGCAUGAACGCAGUCAUUCCGGACCUGCAGCCCAUGUCCUCCAUGGGCCAGAUGAACCAGAUGGGCCAGAUGGGCAACCAGGUGGCCCAGAUGGGCAACCAGAUGGCGCAGAUGAGCCAGCCGAUGCAGCACAUGCAGCAGUACCCCAGCUCCGGAUCCAUGAACCAGAUGCACCACGGCCGCCUGACCGGCGGGGCCAGUCCGAUGGGCUCUGCUCCCACGUCGCCAUCCCAGGGCAACUGGAACCAGGGCGGCAUGUCCGCCUCCAGCCCCCAGAUGAUGUCCAAUGGCGGCAUGUGGCAGUACGGCCAUUACAUGCAGCAGCCCCAGCAGUCGCAGCAGUAUGGCCAGCAGGGGGCACACCACCACCAUAACCAGCAACAGCAACACCAGCAGCCCCAGCAGGUGCAGCACCAAUCCCCCCAUAUGCAGCACCAGCAGCCGCAGAGCCCGCGGAUGAAGAGCUACGAAAUGGCCUCCAACCACAUGAGCUUCCAGCGCGAGUUGAGGAACGGACUGAAUUCGCCCUCCAUGAACGAUUCCAAGUAUAGUAAGGGCAAUCAUUCAUUUAAUUGUGGAAAAUCCGUCAGCAAGGUCCCCCAUUGGCGUUGAUGACCUUUGAACCUUCAAGCUCAUCACUUUGGUUAAUUUUAUCUGAUUUUUCUCCAAAAUUCCAUGAUUUUGGAUUAUUGGUGUACCACACUUGCCACAAACCCCCAAAGACACUCGGACGCACACUCACACUUCCACACAUUACAGUUUUUAGACUUCCCCUACGCAAGCAUACACCCACACGCACAACACACACCCUCACCCAAGACGAGGACACUGGACACUGGAAAAAAUUACACAUUCACUUUAUUUUUUGUGGAAUAAAUGGUUUUGUUUUGGCGAAAAGGAA